Blastomyces dermatitidis ER-3 is the source of this 2451-nucleotide messenger RNA. Its product is annotated as C2H2 finger domain-containing protein. Bases 1 to 2451 code for a protein of 816 amino acids. Gene Ontology annotation, biological process: rescue of stalled cytosolic ribosome; protein ubiquitination. Lineage: Eukaryota; Fungi; Ascomycota; Eurotiomycetes; Onygenales; Ajellomycetaceae. Gene Ontology annotation, molecular function: ubiquitin protein ligase activity; ribosome binding. The transcript has 3 exons. The record is from RefSeq and is a predicted model, not a curated record.
AUGGCUAAUAUAUCCGCUAAUACUCCACCUACCUCUGCUCCACAACGGGACCAAAAUCCAACCCGAGGCAACCGAAGACGAGGUCGUGGCGGCGCGCUUCCGAACCCGCAUACAGAUGGCCAACAGCGCCGUGGAAGGGGCGGCGGCAGAGGCGGAGGAGGGAGAGGUGCACGGGGCGCACGAGGUGUUGUACCGGACGGAAGAGGGCAGACAAGACCACAAGUAGCAGGACAUUCUACGAUCCGACCAGGCCAACCCACCGAUGGUGACUAUGGAGGCGAACCACCCGACUCAGAUCCUCGGAGCGGAGGCACCUCCGGUGAUCGCCUGACCGGAGAUGCCAAACGUGCUGAGGGCGAGGGAGCGGCUGUGACUGCAGCUGCCACGACGGGCGAGGACGCGGAUACCGGCGAAGUGUGCUUUAUCUGUGCGUCGAACAUCGCUCAUACUGCCGUCGCCCCUUGUAACCAUCGAACAUGUCAUAUUUGUGCUUUGCGAUUGAGGGCCUUGUAUAAAACUAAGGCGUGCGCACACUGUCGGACCGAGUGGCCCUCCGUAAUUUUUACCGAUGAUCCAGUGAAAAAAUUCGAGGAUUUCAGAGACGGUGAUUUCAUACGUACAGAUGAUAACUUGGGAAUUAAGUAUGAGACGAACGAUAUUUUCGAAGAUACGGUUUUGCUCCUGCGGUAUAACUGCCCCGAUAGCGAAUGUGAUGUCGCAUGUCUGGGAUGGCCGGAUCUUCAUCGCCAUGUAAAGAGUCAGCAUCAGAAGGUUAUGUGUGAUUUAUGUACUCGAAAUAAGAAGGUGUUUACUCAUGAGCACGAGCUCUUCUCAAUGACCCAACUUCGGAAACAUGAGAGAUAUGGAGAUGAUAACCCUGGCGCUGUUGAUCAAAGCGGCUUCAAAGGCCACCCAGAAUGCGGUUUUUGCCGACAGAGAUUCUACGGGGACGAUGAACUCUACACGCACUGUCGGGAUAAGCACGAGCGAUGCCAUAUAUGUGACCGGCGUAAUGGAAACCGGCAGCAACAGUAUUUCAUCAACUAUAAUUCCCUAGAGGAGCAUUUCAACAAGGACCACUUCCUUUGCCUUGACAAGGAGUGCUUGGAGAAGAAGUUUGUAGUCUUCGAGUCACAAAUGGAUUUAAAAGCUCACCAGCUGGAGUGCCACCCAGCCGGCCUCUCCAAGGAUGCAAGAAGAGAUGCGAGAACAGUCGAUUUAUCUAGUUUCGAUUACAGAACUCCCUACCAGCCACAGAGAGGCGGGAGAGAGGGGCGAGGUGCAGGAAGAGGGCGUGAUCCUAACGCAGAACCUCUCCCUGCAUCCAGCGCUCAACCUUUGAGACGAGACGAGUUGGCUUAUCAAAGACAAAUGGCCAUCCAGAGCGCUCAGUCCGUCACGAGCAGGACAUUUGGCGGUCAGCUCACGCCGAGCGGUGCCCAGACAGUUCGCGUACCGACUCAAUCAACCGCUCCUCCUCCUCCUCCUCCUCCUCCCCCCACUCAAGCAGGUCUUCGUCCUGCUAUGGAAAGCCUAAAUCUUGGCCGCCCAAGUGCGCCCCCCUCAACUCCUCGAGAACACGCCCUCCAAAUUGCACAUGGCGCUGUAAUGGACCGCGCCGUCUCCCUCCUACGCAACGACCCCCUAAAAGUCUCCGAUUUCCGCGAUAAAGUAUCUUCCUACCGCACCGGUGCCAUCAGCGCCGCAUACCUAAUAGAAUCGUUCUUUUCACUCUUCGACACCUCAUCCGGCGAACUAGGCAAGCUCAUAAAGGAGCUCGCCGAGCUCUACGAUGAUGAGUCAAAGCGCAGCGCCCUCCUCAAAGCCUGGAACGACUGGCGCGCCAUCAAUGAAGACUACCCCGCUCUACCCGGGCCCAACGGAGUACUAUCAAGUACCGGUGCAAGUGCCAGCGGCGGUGGAAAGCGCGUGCUACGCCUAAAAUCAUCGACGGCACAAUCUUCGCGCUCAGCGGUUGGACGCAGCGGAGGUCUCGGAGGAAUAUCAAACGGUAGCAGCAGCAACCCAUUCCCGCCCCUUGGUGGACCUCCUGGCGGCAGGAAAGCACGCCCAUCAGCGUCACCCUGGUCAACAGUGACACCCCCGUCACGUUCGGGAGGGAGUUCGCCAGCCCCUUCCCGCCCUUCUCCAUCAGCGGGUCCCAAAACCGCAGCGAUUGCAGCUCCCAUCGCACGAGGCGCUAAUGCGGACGCCUUUCCGGCGCUACCUGCUGCACCGAAGCCCAACACGCUCAUGGCCGGUCUGACGCGCGGCACGGUGCGGUGGGGAGCACCAUCGGCCGCUACGGGCCCAUCGCCGUGGGGGAGGGGAGGGGUUAAUCCUACACCCGCAGAGGCUGGGAACGAAGGAGAAGCAGGGGAUGGCGGCGAAGGAGGGGGCAAGAAGGGGAAAGGGAAAAAAGGGAAGCAGGUGUUGUAUCAUUUUGGGUAG